Molecule: messenger RNA, 4220 nt
Organism: Castor canadensis (American beaver)
Lineage: Eukaryota; Metazoa; Chordata; Mammalia; Rodentia; Castoridae
Source: RefSeq, a predicted model, not a curated record
GGCGCUUAUCGGGGGCGGGCGGACCUGCGGCAGCGCCUUAUCUCUGCAGCGCACACGGCCCCGGCGCGCCUCGGCCCAUGCUAACGAGGCCUGGAACACCGCCCAGGACCACACCGCAGCCUAACUAACUGCUGGCCUCUCUGCGAGAGGGGGAAAAGCAAAUCCCCCCAUCCCAACCUCAACCCCUCUCGGCGGAGGAGUGGAGGGCCUUUUCAAGAGGGGCCGGUCUCUCUAACUAUGCCCCAGGAUGACCGAGCGGCCGCCCAGCGAGGCGGCACGCAGUGAUACCCCACUAGAGGGACCGGACGCGGCCGAGACCCGCAUGGCCCCCCCGCACCUGGUCCUGCUGAACGGCGUCGCCAAGGAGACGAGCCGAGCAGCCCCAGCGGAGCCCCCGGUCAUCGAGCUGGGAGCGCGCGGCGGCCCAGGGGGCGUCCCUGCCGGUGGGGGCGGCUCCGCGAGAGACUUAAAGGGCCGCGACGCGGCGGCGGCCGAAGCGCGCCAUCGGGUGCCCACCACCGAGCUGUGCAGACCUCCCGGGCCCGCGCCGGCCCCCGCGCCAGCCUCGGCCCCAGCGGAGCUGCCCGGCGACGGUCGCAUGGUGCAGUUGAGCCCUCCGGCGCUGGCGGCCCCCGCCGGGCCCGGCCGCGCGCUGCUCUACAGCCUCAGCCAGCCGCUGGCCUCGCUCGGCAGUGGGUUUUUUGGGGAGCCUGAUGCCUUCCCUAUGUUUACCAACAACCGAGUGAAGAGGAGACCCUCCCCCUAUGAGAUGGAGAUUACAGAUGGUCCCCACACAAAAGUUGUGCGGAGGAUCUUCACCAACAGCCGGGAGCGAUGGCGGCAGCAGAAUGUGAACGGGGCGUUUGCAGAGCUCCGCAAGCUGAUCCCCACUCAUCCCCCAGACAAGAAGCUCAGCAAGAAUGAGAUCCUUCGCCUGGCCAUGAAGUAUAUCAACUUCCUGGCCAAGCUGCUCAACGACCAGGAGGAGGAGGGCACCCAGCGAGUCAAGCCUGGCAAGGACCCUGUGCUGGGAGCUGGCGGGGGUGGGGCAGGGGGUGGUGCGCCUCCGGAUGACCUACUGCAGGACGUGCUUUCUCCCAACUCCAGCUGUGGCAGUUCCCUGGAUGGAGCAGCCAGCCCGGACAGCUACACGGAGGAGCCAGCACCCAAGCACACUGCCCGCAGCCUCCAUCCUGCACUGCUGCCUGCCACCGAUGGGGCUGGCCCUCGGUGAUGUGUCUGGGGCUGCCCGGGAUCAGCAGCAGGGGCCCCUAAGCCAUUGAGAUGGUGGACUGUAGGGCAGGUGGGAUGAGUAUGUACAGGGCAGUGGACUUGAGUCUGAACUUUGGGAAGCCCUAACUGACCCUGGGCUGGCUUUUCUGUUUCUUGCCUCAGGGGGAGAACAAGAAAAUGGAGUGAAGUGGUAGGUACUUUUUCUGAAGAUGGCACGGUCUUCCCUCUCUUCCCCAAGUCCUAGAACUUCCCAAGAGGCUCCAGUGUCACUGCUUUUGGCCUGGAGUUUGGGAGUCCUGUCUUUGCUGAGACCAGGGCCUGUCAGCUAUCACCUGAGGCACCCAGCAGUCUCUGCUUUGCCUUUAGCUGUGGCUGCUUCUGUCCAAAUACAUAGGUACCCAAGAGCUGCCCAUUUCUUGAGCCCCAUCUUCACUCAGGCCUGUGUUGAUCCAUCCAGCUUGCCAGCUGCUGCAGAGAGUCACAAGUCUGGAGGUGCCUUCUUUAGGGCCUGGUUGAAGAAGAUGGCCAGUGUACAGCCUGCUUUUGAUUAGCUGGGCCAGAGGUCAGGAAUCCUAGGAAAUGUCUUGCUCUGGGGAUCAGAGCUCCACUUUCUCCUUACUAAGACAUGCCUUCCUAUCUUGUGGCUGUGAGGAUGCCCUUUUGGGUUUUGUGUGAAGGUAGAGAAAGGGAAAGUGACAUUAGAGAGAAAUUGAGAAAGAGAUGUUAUGGGCUUGAAGGUUUCAACUCACUGCUUGUGCUGGUGAGCCGUCAGUGUUCUGAUGGGCACAUGUUCGUGCUGGGAGAUGUGCAGCCAAUGUGUGUUUUAGAGGCUUAGUGAGAGCUCCAUGCUGCAAGAUGUCUGUUGGCUGAUGGUCUGGUUUUCCUUUUGAAUUGAGCACAAACUUGUCUUAUGAAUUCUUUGUAUUUAAGAUUUUUGCUUGAUUUCAGUUAUUGGUGGACUCUUUAGGCCUUGAUAGGACCCAGGAAUCCAGUCAGAGACCAGGCCCUGGCUAAGACCCAAACAUAUGCACAUUCACAUAGCAGAACCUUAAAUACCCCUCAACUGUGCAUCUUCCAAUCAUCAAGGGUGCGUAUGGGAGGUUGGUUUAAUGCUUUAGGACUGCCCCCUCCAAAAGUUGUACAUGAAAUUUUUGUAAAUUAAAUCCUUAUCUUUCAUUUUUUAAAGAAGUAACUACUGCAAGCCCUUUUGUAAAGUUGAUAAUCCUUUUGUAAUGUGGACUACUGCACCCUGUUUUUCUCUGUGACAACCCAGAAGGUUGGUCAUGGUUUUCUUAAGGCUAGACCUUCCCGUGAUGCAUUCAAAGUCCAUGGAACAAACUACACUUAUGUAUCUGUUAUUGUACUCUGAGUCACCUAGCUCUCUUCCACCAGACUCUGCCUUUGAGUCAGAGGAAAUAUAUCCAGUGGCCCCAUCCUGUCACGCAAGGACCUACCACUGUGGCUGAUAGAAAACCCUUUCAUGUUCUGAGUGUCAUUCUAGUGGCUUGCCCCACUAUGAUGGGGCUUUGAGUAUAGCCCUGUGCAGGUAAAGAAUGAUCCCUGCUCCCUUCCCCUUUUAAGUUGUGAGAUGCAGUUCUUGGGCAUGUGAACAAUACGGUUAACCUUUGAAGCACUCUGAGUCUCCAUCUCAUUUCAGACUGCCUAAGUAACGUUUCAGUGAACGUGAGGGUUUGUUCCUUUCCAGUGCUUGAGAGAUCCAGUGAGGGGGGGUAAAGACAGACCACUUGUCCUUGGCUCUAAGACUACAUUUACUUACCAGUGUGUUGAUUUGACUUGCAAAUGAAAGAUGGUUAUAGGUGAAUGGGUGGAUGGAUUUUAUGAGAUGGACUGCACAUUCUAUCCAAAACUCAAGUUUCAGUUCCCCCUUAGAUUUGUACUGUAACUGGAAUAAGUGUCAGUUUCUCAUAAUACCCUGGUAUUGUCUGUUUCCUGGGGCUGUAGUAUGGACUGAAUGUGGUCAUGAAGGAAGUGUUUUGAGACCAUAAAGAACUAUUGUGUGGGAAGGACUAUAGCUCAGAGGUAGAGCACUUGCCUAGCAUGUAGAAGGUCCUGGGUUCAAUACCCAGCACUAAAAAGAAAAAAAAUGCUCUGUUGCUCUUGGUACCAAAACUGCAGUGAGGUCCCAGCUUCAGUUCAGGCCCUGGGCAGUUGACAUUUGGAUAAUUUAGGUUAUAAACCACUUUUGCCUGACUUUUCUAGAUCCUACUUAUUUCUCCAGACUGUCUUUAUUUCUGUCUCAUUUCAAAGCAAGGAAUAGGAAUGAGAAUGGAAAAGUGAUUUGGGAACAUGGGAAGACUAUAUAAAAUGGAAAGGGCACGGUUUUAGGUCUUUGUAAGAACUAAAGAAAAUCUAGGAUUUCUAUCUCAUCUUUCAUAGCCCGUGUCCUUCUCCUUUCUUUGCCUUCUCCUCGCCCAUGAAGAAAUGGCAGCAUUCCAAGAAUAAUAUCUUUGUAAUAUCUGUACAAAAGGGAGAAAUGUAAAGGUAAAAAAUGUUUUGAGGAAAACAAAAAUGUAAUGACUGGAUGUAAUCACAUCUUUUAAGAAGAAUUCAUGUUGUUUUACUUGUAGUGGCAAAUGACAAGAUGGUACAACCUUUAUUCUUUUCCAGAAAUAAAACAAAGGGAACAGCAUCCAUAGUUAGCUGACAGCUAUUUCGGCCUUUUGGGUGGGUCUAGCCAUACUUGUGAUUUCAGUGGUACAUGACCCUUUGCCCAAGGCUUACCCCUGCCUGUGUACAUAGCACACUGUUUCUGUGGGCGGGUCCAGCACUUUCUGUCAUUGUUGUACUGUAUGUGAUGAAUUGCAUUGGUCUCUGCAUUUUUCUGCAGAAGAGGAGUAACCGUCCGGGUACCUUGACCUUUGUACAGCCCAGAGGCCAACAGUGUGGGCGUGUGACUCUUCAGCAAAAAUGAUGACAUGUGUAUAUACAUAAGGUUAUAUGGGGAAGAUUUCUAAAUAAAUGUUUUA